Messenger RNA from Camelus dromedarius (Arabian camel), 830 nucleotides. RefSeq names its product ribonuclease P protein subunit p20. The transcript is spliced from 2 exons. Gene Ontology annotation, biological process: tRNA 5'-leader removal. The coding region runs from base 1 to 762 and encodes 253 amino acids. Gene Ontology annotation, molecular function: nucleic acid binding. Gene Ontology annotation, cellular component: nucleolar ribonuclease P complex; nucleus; ribonuclease MRP complex. NCBI's taxonomy places the organism in Eukaryota, Metazoa, Chordata, Mammalia, Artiodactyla, Camelidae. The record is from RefSeq and is a predicted model, not a curated record.
AUGGUUAAACACCCAUGUAGAGCACAUGGUUAUCUUAAUACUUGGUACACUGUUGACACCCAGUGUUUGCCGAUCGUAGGCUUCUCACAGGCCAAGAAAAAGGAGAUCAGGGCUGGAGAAACCGCACUCGGCAACCCUUUCAGUAACCAGGUGCCGCUAGGGCUGCGGCGAGCGCCUUUUCUUCUCUUGCCUCCUUGGGGCCCGCGGGCAGCAGCCUCUUGGCAGGCCGGUCGGCGCUACGCUGAAGCGGCCGGGCGCGGGCGGGGGCGGGGGCGCGGGGGCGCGGGAGCGGGCCGCGUUCGCGGGGCGGAAACUGCGGGCCGGAGAGAAGCACAGAACUCGGCCGAAAACCGAGAGCCCCACGGGGCCGUGGAGACUGAGCUGGACCCGGUGGAGUACACCCUGCGGACGCGGCUUCCCCACCGUCGGCCCCGGAGGCCCGAUGACAUUUAUGUCAACACGAAGAGUGACUUUAAGGCCCAGCUGGCCCGCUGCCAGCUGCUGCUGGACGGAGGGGCGCGGGGUCAGAACGCACGCACUGAGAUCUACAUUCACGGCCUGGGCCUGGCCAUCAACCGCGCCAUCAGCAUUGCCCUCCAGCUGCACGCUGGCAGCUUCGGGCCCUUGAAGGUGGCCGCCAGUACUUCUACCGUGGAGCUUGCUGAUGAGCUGGAACCAGAGACGGAUACGCGAGAGCCGCUGACUCGCAUCCGCAGCAACUCGGCCAUCCACACCCGCGUCUUCAGGGUCACACCCAGGUAACUGAAAUGAGCCUGGCCCACCUUACCCACUCACCCCUCUACAGCUAGGCUCAGAUGCGCCUCUUCUUG